AUGGGUGCCACAUCUUCUUUAUCCAUUCAUCUGUUGAUGGACAGUUAGGUUGCUUCCAUAUCUUGGCUAUUGUAAAUAAUGCUGCAGUGAAUAUAGGGGUUAAUAUAUCUUUUCAAGUUAGUGUUUUCAUUUUCGUUUGGAUAAAUGCCCAGAAGUGAAAUUGCUGGAUUGUAUGAUAGUACUUUUUUUUUUUGCAUUAUUUUUAAGUUUAUGUGGAUAUUUAAGUUUUUGUGGAAUGUUGACCAAAGUUAACCAUAUGCUGGGUCACAAACCAAGUUUCAGCAAAUUUCAAAGGAUUGAAAUUGACUAAAGCACAUUUUCUGAGCACAACAAACUUAAUCUAGCAAUCAAUAAUAAAAAGACAACUAGACAACUGUAGUUGUUUGGAAAUGGAGUAGCAGAUUUCUUUUCUUUUUUUUUUUUUUUUUUAAACUUUUAAUGUUUAUUUUCAAGAGAGACAGAAUGUGAGUGGGGGAGGGGCAGAGAGAGAGGGAGACACAGAAUCCAAAGCAGGCUCCAGGCUCCGGCUGUCAGCAUAGAGCCUGAUGUGGGGCUUGAACUCACGAACUGUGAGAUCAUGACCUGAGGUGAAGUUGGACACUCAACCAACUGAGCUGCCCAGGUGCCCCAUGAGUAGCAGAUUUCCAAAUAGCCCAGGAGUCAAGAAGAAACCACAACAGAAAUUAGAAAAUAUUUUGAACUCAUUAAAUGAUAAUGAAGAUGCAACAUUAAACUUAUAGAUGUGUAGCUAAAGCUGUGUUUAGAGGGAAAUUUACAGCCUUAAGUACAUGUAUUAGAAAAGAGGAGGGGCACCUGGGUGGCUCAGUUGGUUAAGUGUCCAACUCUUGAUUUUGGCUCAGGUCAUGUUCUCACAAUGGUGAUAUCGAGCCCAACAUCAGGCCCCAUGCUGAGUGUGGAGCCUGCUUGGGAUUCUUUCUCUCCCUCUCUCUCUGCCCCUCCGGUACCCACUCUCACUCGCUCUCAUGCUCUCUCUCUCUAAGAAAUAAAUAAACAUUAAAAAAAAAAAAAGAGGACCAGAUGAACAUAAGGGAAGGGAAACAAAAAUAAUAUAAAAUCAGGGAGGGGACAAAACAGAAGAGACUCAUAAAUAUGGAGAACAAACUGAGGGUUACUGGAGGGGUUGUGGGAGGGGGGAUAGGCUAAAUAGGUAAGAGGCACUAAGGAAUCUACUCCUGAAACCAUUGUUGCACAAUAUGCUAACUAACUUGGAUGUAAAUUUUAAAAGAUAAAAAAUAAAAUUUAAAAAAAAAGAGGAAAGAAAGGAAGGCAGAAAGUCAUUUAUUUUUAAGUAUCCAUCUCAGAAACCAAAAUAAUUAGCAAGGGAAAAGUGAAGGAAUGACCAUGUGGCUACCUAGGGAGUGUGUGAGAUAGAGAGAUCUGGUUCUGUGUGGGAGGAGCACACCAUAAGCAAACUGGCCAUGGGGUCAGGCUGCCUGGGUUUGUAGCUCAGCAACUCCCAAUCUGUUCAGUAUCUGAGAAGCUUUGGGUGAAUCUUUUCCUCCUCUAUAUCUGUUUUCAUAUCCACAAAAUGGAAAGGAAAUUCUUACCUCCUGAGUUUGUUUAGAGUUUUAAAUGAGUUACUAUAUGCAAACUUUUAGCAUGGUGCUUAGGCAUCUGAUUAUUUUGAACAUCUGUGUCUCUGUGAGAGAGUCACUCUUAUAGGCCCCAAGCCUGCAUCUGCCCUGCUCUACAGAUGUGAGCAGAGCCCCAAGUUCCACAUAAUGACAGAGUUCUGACAUUCCUGCAGACCCGGUUCCAACGUUCCAGCCAUUCUGUGCCUCACUGGAGUGCUGCUGCUUGAUGGCCAUCCCCAAGAGCCCUCUGAGCCCCAUGCCCUGGGAACAGGAUGGUUUCCUACGUGUGAAGGUGGAGGAUGAGGAGGCUAGCCUCUCUGAGGUCCAGGAAUCUAGCCCUGGCCACACUGUCCACCCUGAGGCUGCACGUCUUCGCUUCCGGCGCUUCUGCUAUGAGGAGGCAUCCAACCCACAUGAGGCCCUGGCCCAGCUCCGUGAACUGUGCCACCAGUGGCUGCAGCCUGAAGCACACUCCAAGGAGCAGAUGCUAGAGUUGCUGGUGCUGGAGCAGUUCCUGGGUGCACUGCCACCCAAGAUCCAGUCAUGGGUGGGUGCCCAGUUCCCCAAGAGUGGUGAGGAGGCUGCCAUGCUGGUAGAAGGUCUGACUCGGUCACUGGACAAGAGAGGACAGGAACCAGGAGCUGAGCUCUCAGAGUCAAGCUGCAAGCAGAAUGAUUUGGAAGAGUCCGAACCACUGGGUAGGGCCCCUGAAACCCUCGCGGGAGGUGGUUCCCUGGGACCUGCCUUUGGUGAUGCUCGUGAACCUGAGGGCAGCUCAGAGAGGCAGGCAGGACUCUCAGGGGAAAUCUGGACAAAGUCUGUCCCCCAAGAGAUGGAUUGCAGGAAAACUUCAGAGCCUCACAAGGAUGUUCCCACAGACCAGACCAGCUGUGAACCUGGUGCCUUGGGGAAUAGUCCCAACAUGUGGCCAAAUUUCAUCUCACAAGAGAAGACACCAGAAGAGAAAUUUGAUCCAUUGGAUGGUUAUGGGACGGAGUCGCCAUGUGUGUACUCAAGGAAGAAGUCUUCCAAGUGUGGUGAAUGUGGGAAAACAUUCCAGAGCCCCUCCGCCCUCAAAGCACACCAGAAGAGCCAUUUUCGGAAGACACCCUACACCUGUAGUGAGUGUGGGAAAGCCUUUAGCCGGAGCACUCACUUGGCCCAGCACCAAGUCAUCCACACGGGGGCAAAGCCCCAUGAGUGUAAAGAGUGCGGGAAGGCCUUCAGCCGGGUCACCCACCUAACUCAGCACCAGAGGAUCCACACCGGAGAAAAACCCUACAAGUGCAGGGAAUGUGGCAAAACCUUCAGCCGCAGCACCCAUCUCACCCAGCACCAGCGGGUGCACACAGGGGAGAGGCCCUAUGAGUGUGACGAGUGUGGGAAGGCCUUCAGCCAGAGCACCCACCUGACUCAGCACCAGCGCAUCCACACCGGGGAGAAGCCCUACAAGUGUGAUGCUUGUGGAAGAGCCUUCAGUGACUGCUCAGCUCUGAUCCGCCACCUGAGAAUCCACUCUGGAGAGAAGCCGUAUCAGUGUAAGGUUUGUCCAAAGGCCUUUGCACAGAGCUCCUCCCUCAUUGAGCACCAGAGAAUCCACACAGGAGAGAAGCCGUACAAGUGCAGCGACUGUGGAAAGGCCUUUAGCCGCAGCUCAGCCCUUAUGGUUCACCUGAGGAUCCACAUCACAGUACUGCAGUAACCCAAGAAAACCCUCGGGACACAGUAUCCUCCCCUCAGAGGCUCAACAUCUAAGAAAAACCCUGAGUUCCAAAAGAACAAAGAAUGGGGUGGGUGAUAGUACCCCAAAAUGAUGAGGUGCUAAAGGGCAGACUCUGGGGCUGUCUGGGAACAACUCUGCAUUUGGAGACCCCGAUGGAGGGGCCUAAUGAACACAAAGCUAUUCAAACCAUCUGGAGAAGCUUCCAGAAGGAUCCUGCUGCCCUCCAUACCCCACUCAGGCCCAUCUCAGAGAAAGGACAGCUGAGGUGAGGACUUGGAUUUGUCUUCAGAGCCAGGGCAAGUGAAGUUUCUUUUGGGACUCAGUGGUCCCAAGAUGCUCUGGACAGGAGGGCUCCAGCUUCAUGUUCCCAUGUAGCUGUUCUUGCCUUUUCCUCCCCUGUUUAGCCCAGGAGGGGUACCGGCCCUCGCCCACCUCCGUGCCUUCAUGCCUAUUGUUUCACUCCACCUAUUCACGUCUAACUCUAGGCCCAACCUGUGAGGCUGCCUCUUAUGUGAGGCCUUCUCCGGGCCCUCUGUCUGUUUCACAAUCUCCCUUAAUCGAGGGUGCAGCCUGAUGCUUGCCCAGCAUCCAUUUCUCCCUGCCCUCCCCUUCCACAUCCCAUCAGUCAUCAGCCCUGUUGGUUUUACUGAAAACUCACCUCUAAUCAUCUUCUCCACCUUCGUCACUUUCUGUGAGCCCUCAUCACCUCUCAUCUGGAUUCCAUCUGGGGUCUCUUGCCUUCAUUCUCUCCCCCGACCUCUCCCAUUGUUUGAUUCUCCACACCAGGGGGCUCUUUCUACAACCCAAACCUGAUUGUGUCACUCCAUGGCGGAAAGCUCUUCAGUGUACCUUCUACGGCAAACCUUCCUGAAUGGUUUAUAAGUAUGCCAAGACAUAACUCACUUUGAGCCCCGAACAAGCUCUCCAGGUACCCUCAUAUGUACAUGUGAAUAUUGUCGUUUUUGUGUGUGUGCAGUGAUGUGAAAAUGGUUUCAGAGUACUGCCCUGUGGGAAUAAUGGCAAACUCCUUCACCUGCCAUUUAUGAUCAUUUGUGACCUGGCCCCAGCCUUGUCUAUCGUAGUCUCCCCACCUUCCACACACCAGUCACGUGGAACUACUUGUGGUUCCUGAAGAAGCCAUAUUUUUCCCACCUACGUGCCUCUGUAACUGUGCCUGGAAACCUCUUCUCUUUCCUCCCUGGCGUUUCACAUAGCCCUCCCUAACAAAGCCUCCCCUACCUCUCUGAGCUGACUUCAACUUGCCUUCUAUGCUUCCAGAACACCCCCUUAACUUCUCUUCAACUUCCUGUCAUGUUUAUUUACUCCUUGCAGAGCUCGCAGUCUGUUUCCCAAAGACACUGAGAGCUUCCAAAAGCAGGGGCUGGGUCUUAUUCUCAGUACCCAUAGCACAGGACUCAGUAGGCUCUGACCUGUGUCUUCUGAAUGAAUAUACUGUGACCGGUGCCUUCCUGGAGGCAGUCAUCAUGCUCCGCCCUGCGUCGGCCUGAUGUAUGUCUACAUUGUUGUCUACCCCAACAGCCCUGGGCCCUGCAGGGCAAGAGCAAUCUGAUUUUCCCAGAGCCCCACCCGUCAGACAAGCCUGGCAUACAGUGGCCUUGAUAAAAUGUUACCAUAUUGAGUCUGCCCUUUCUGUCACCCCAGAAUCCCCCUGGUGUCAUGGACUCUGUGGUUGCCAGCAUGCUGUCAGUGUGCUGUCUGGCCUCUCACGGUUCUCUAUCCCUGACCCUCUUUCAGGGUCCAUGUCUGUAACUGAAUGUCACAGCCUCUGUUCUUAACUGUCAGGUUGUCAAUCUUCCUCUCUUUGAUGAUCCCGUUGCAUGUUAACCAUUUGACCUGCCAUACAGUUGUGUACUGUUCAUA
This is a messenger RNA of Acinonyx jubatus (cheetah), 5199 nucleotides long. It is a transcript of the gene ZSCAN22, whose product is annotated as zinc finger and SCAN domain containing 22. Gene Ontology annotation, biological process: regulation of transcription by RNA polymerase II. The record is from RefSeq and is a predicted model, not a curated record. The transcript is spliced from 2 exons. NCBI's taxonomy places the organism in Eukaryota, Metazoa, Chordata, Mammalia, Carnivora, Felidae. Bases 1822 to 3297 code for a protein of 491 amino acids. Gene Ontology annotation, molecular function: RNA polymerase II cis-regulatory region sequence-specific DNA binding; DNA-binding transcription factor activity, RNA polymerase II-specific.